Juglans microcarpa x Juglans regia is the source of this 2719-nucleotide messenger RNA. RefSeq names its product pentatricopeptide repeat-containing protein At5g40410, mitochondrial-like. Gene Ontology annotation, biological process: RNA modification. The record is from RefSeq and is a predicted model, not a curated record. Bases 534 to 2402 code for a protein of 622 amino acids. NCBI's taxonomy places the organism in Eukaryota, Viridiplantae, Streptophyta, Magnoliopsida, Fagales, Juglandaceae. Gene Ontology annotation, molecular function: protein binding; RNA binding; zinc ion binding. The transcript has 2 exons.
UGCUACACUACGACCAUGCAGGGAGAAACGGGGUUUUCACUUUGAAUUGAAUACCUUUCAAAACCCAUGACACAGUCAGUAAAAUGUAUGUGCAUACUUGGGUGUGGCACAUACCAUUUAUAAAAAUAAAACAGCGCAAGAUCUCCUAUCAUGAUGAUGAGAGAUUGGCAAAUUCCAUGAGUAUGCAGACGUUGACGCAUUCAAUACAAUGGAAGAGAAGCAAUCAGGGGAAUGUACACACUUCUUGAAAGUGCUGAGGCGUAGAGCUGAAAAGUUGAAACGAAGUUCAAGUAGAAGUUAGCUUUAAUCAGUAGAUAUAUGUAUCCUAAUUACAAAGAUAGCAUCUGUUUUAUUGAUCUGCUCGUAUGGGAAGAGAAAUUAAAACGGUAUGCAGCCUUCUUCCCAAACAUAGGGACCUCCGCUGAACUGUACUUUCGGAUGCGUACGUGCUGAAGUGGGUUCCUAGUCCACAAAGCUCAUCUCAAAGUCAGAGUUUUAGAGGGAUGUUUGGAAAGCAGAGAUUAUGAUGGGAAAUGGUAUCGAUAUCUUGUUUCCCAUCACGUGCUCUCUCCUACAUUCAUCAUGGCGCUCUGAUUCUAUACAAACUCUUGGGCCGGAGAAAAACCCACACUGCCCUUUUCCCUCAAGUCUUCUCUCAAAGAUAUACCAAUCCAGAACCACUUGUUUCCAGUCUAAUUCUCGCCAUAAACUCUUGUUCUUCCGUCUCGCACUGCCGGGCAAUUCACGCCCGCGUUGUCAAAUCGGUAAAUUAUAGCGAUGGGUUUAUUGGUGAUCAGCUGGUGUCUAAUUACAUCAAGUUUGGCGGUACAGAAGAUGCACAGAAGUUGUUUGAUGAAAUACCUAGCAAGGAUGUGGCCUCCUGGAAUUCUUUAAUUUCCCGAUUUUCUCAAAAAGGCUUUGUUGGCAAGUGCAUGUGUGCACUUUUCAGGAUGAAGUUUGUGAUGGGAAUGAAACCUAAUGAGGUUACGCUCUUAUCUGUAAUCCCAGCCUGUACCGAUGUGGGAGCUCUAGAUGUAGGCAAGUACAUUCAUGGUUUUGCGCUGAAAAUGGGUAUGUUGUUGGAAAUUAAGGUUGCUAAUUCUAUUAUCAAUAUGUAUGGAAAGUGUGGUUAUUUAGAUGCGGCAUGUCAAUUAUUUGAGGCAAUGCCUAUCAGGAAUAUUGUUUCCUGGAAUUCUAUGAUUAUGGUUUACAACCAAAAUGGAUUUCCAGAGGAAGGAGUGGGCUGUUUUAAUUUGAUGAGAUUGGCUGGAGUUGAGCCUGAUGAAGGUACUGUGGUGGCCUUGCUUCAGGCUUGUGAAGAUUUAAGUGUAGGAAAACUAGCAGAGGGCAUUCAUGGUGUAAUUUUCAGUCGAUGUCUCAAUGCAAAUGAAAGAAUUGCAACUGCACUUUUGAAUUUGUAUGCCAAGUUAGGGAGAUUAAAUGCAUCACACAAGGUUUUUGGAGAGAUGAUUAAUCCAGAUAGGGUAGCUUGGACAGCCAUGCUUGCAGGCUAUGCUGUGCACGGGUGUGGAAGAAAAGCAAUUGAGCUCUUCGAAAGCAUGGUCAAGGAAGGUUUGGUUCCUGAUCAUGUGACCUUCACGCAUUUGUUAAAUGCUUGUAGCCAUUCAGGAUUUGUCAAGGAGGGGAAGUAUUACUUCAAGAUCAUGUCUGAAGUAUAUAGAAUUGAACCCCGGAUGGAUCACUACUCCUGCAUGGUUGAUCUUCUUGGUCGCUCUGGUCUUCUGAGUAAUGCUUAUGACCUGAUUAUACAAAUGCCAAUGGAGCCGAAUUCUGGAGUCUGGGGGGCCCUCCUUAGUGCUUGUCGGAUUUAUGGUAACAUUGAACUUGGGAAAGAAGCCGCAGAGCGACUGAUAGCUUUAGACCCAUCAGACCCCAGAAACUAUAUCAUGCUUUCCAAUAUAUACUGUGCUGGUCAUCUAUGGAAAGAUGCAUCGAAGGUAAGGACUUUAAUGAAGGACAGAGGUGUGAUCAGAAACCCUGGCUGCAGUAUUAUUGAACAAGGAAACAAAAUCCACCGCUUUGUAGUAGGCGAUCGAUCUCACCCCGAGUGGGAGAAGAUACGUGUUAAAUUGGAAGAGCUGAUUAGAAAAAUCCGAAAGGUUGGAUAUGUGUCUAAGACAGAAUUUGUUCUACAUGAUGUUGAAGAGGAGGUUAAAGAGGAUAUGAUCAAUGAGCACAGUGAGAAGCUAGCCAUUGCAUUUGGCCUUUUGGUGACUAAUGCAGGCCCUUUAAUUAUAACAAAGAAUCUUAGAAUAUGUGGUGACUGUCACAACACUGCAAAGUUCAUAUCACUGGUCGAGAAGCGUACUAUCAUCAUACGAGAUUCAAAGCGAUUUCACCACUUUGAUAAUGGAUCGUGCUCUUGUGGUGAUUAUUGGUGAUACUCUCCAUCACUAAAUGAUUUACAGAUUACAGCACGAUGUUCAUCUGUCAGUCCCUGAAAUCAGCAAUCUUUUCUUGUAAGGGAUCAGGAUCUAGUUUCUUUCUUUCCCUCCCUCUCUCUGAAUCCAACUCCCAUCAGCUACAAGUUCUUAACAAAACGAGAUGAAUUCCUAACGGAAAAUAUACUCUUUCUUUUUUGUCACUAACUGGUUUCGGUUCCAUGUCAAUAAUAAUAAUAAUAAUAAUAAUAAUAAUAAUAAUCUGCUUAGGUUCAAUUAAAGUAUUUGGAAUUUUAAACAAGGUUUGCAUGAACACA